Molecule: messenger RNA, 282 nt
Organism: Vicia faba (fava bean)
Lineage: Eukaryota; Viridiplantae; Streptophyta; Magnoliopsida; Fabales; Fabaceae
Source: the annotation of a GenBank genome assembly
AUGAGUGAUGAAGGCUUAGAUCGGAUUUGUGUUGAUUCUGAUGGUGUGUUAUUCGUCGGCAAUCUGGAGUCGCGUCGGGAGGUCGCCGGUGGUUCGCCUGAAUCGCAUAGAGUUCAACAACAACCUCGGGUUUUCUUUGCCAAUGUUUUGAUUGAAAGGUUCACCUUAGGGGUCAUGAUAACUACGAGGAAGCUAAGACACAAAUUUCAAGGACACCGUGCCAUGAUGAAAACCAACUACCCCAUUCGUCAGGUUCUGAAGAAGGCAAAUCUUACAGAAUGA